Cotesia glomerata is the source of this 2654-nucleotide messenger RNA. RefSeq lists its product as uncharacterized. The transcript is spliced from 3 exons. Bases 731 to 1945 code for a protein of 404 amino acids. Lineage: Eukaryota; Metazoa; Arthropoda; Insecta; Hymenoptera; Braconidae. The record is from RefSeq and is a predicted model, not a curated record.
UUUUUUAUUUGAAAAAUAUCAACAGAGCUUUAUUUAGCUCUGUCGGUACAGAGUAUUAUACUCAUUUAAUUUGAGUGUUGUAGCUAAUAAGCUCUGUGUUGGUAAGCCUGGUUGUUCGGUACUAACUUCAUUUAGUUGCUUUGCUCUCAACGCUUUACUAUAUCUUCUCGUCAUUGUCUUUGUUCAUUGAUACUGACUGUUUUUUCAAUCCGUUAUAUUAUUAAUUUAAUUAGUUAAAAUAUAUUAGUUAUAAAUUUUGUGACCAUAAUGGUGAAAACAGUGUACUUGAUUGGUGAUGUGUUAAGUGAAUUAGUUGGAAAAAAAUCACCCUCUCUGAAAGAGGUUAUGUCGCUUUUAUUUUAUUAUCUUGAUACGAAAAAUUUUUCAGUUAAAGAAAGUAUAUCAAUCACUAUCGACAAAGUUUUUGAAAUUUGGUGUGCGGCACAAAUCCCGACAAGAGAGAAAAGAUCUGCUUUUUUGAAACUAAUCUCAAAUCACAAUCGAUGGAAGAAUUUACAAAAAAACCGUAAAAUGAAAAAGUCAAAGUCUCAAAAAAAAAAAGGAAUCCGUUUUUCAGGAUGAAUUAAAUAAACUAUUUGAUGUAGCUCAUGCGGAUGUUUUAAAUAUACUGGACAAAGAAAAAAGAUUAUUUUAUUUGGGACAAAAAUCUUCCAGUCGACGUGGUUUUAUUUCAUAUAAUUCUCAACCAAUUUUAGAAGAUGUCGAAGACAUGGAUGUUGAUAUCAGCAAUUAUGAUAAUAAUAACAAUAAUAGUGAUAAUAAUAGUGAAGAGAACAUUGAUAGCAAUGAUAAAAACUAUAAUAAUAAUGGUAAUGAUAGUAAUAAUAAUGUCGGAGAGUUUGAUAACGACAAUGUCAACUAUUAUUGUGCAGUUGAGACUGAUGAUGUUGCUAAUCAUAAAAUAUCAAGUCAUCCAUCUCAAUUAUCCCAGAAAUCUUUGGAAAGUAAUACUUCUCGUAUAAUCUCUGAUUAUGAAGAUGAAAUGCCAAAACAACAAGUUCCAAAAAUUGAUAUAAUGACACCAGAACUUGCUGCGGCUUUGGAUAGAGCUAACGUGACUAGUAGGAUGGCGACUUACAUUAUUGCUGCUUUAUUAUCUUGCUUGAACAUUGAUUGUGCAAGCGUAAACUUUAGUCAUGUGACUAUUCACCGAGCAAGGGAAAAAUUCCGGAAAGAAGCGGCGUUAAAUCUGAAGACUAAUCUGGAAACUGACAAUUAUGUACUACAUUUUGAUGGAAAACUGUUAUCAGAUAUUACAGGUACAGAACAAGUUGACCGGCUUCCGAUUAUUUUAUCAUCAUCAGGGAAAUUUCAACUGUUAGGAGUUCCUAAACUAGAAUCUGGGACUGGACAAAACCAAGCUUCAGCUAUUAUUAAAACAGUAAAACAAUGGGAUAUUAAUACUGACAACAUCAAAGCAUUGUGUUCUGAUACUACGGCGUCAAAUACGGGAAUCAGAAAUGGUGCGUGUGUAUUAGUAGAAAAGGCUCUUAGUAGAAAACUGUUGUACUUGCCAUGCCGACACCAUAUUUUUGAAAUUGUUCUUCGAAGUGCAUUUGAAGUAUACUGGCCUGCUUCGUCUGGCCCAAACGUUCCAAUUUAUCAGAGAUUUAAAAAGAAGUGGGAUGAAAUUGACCAAUCAAACUUUACGGCUGGUAUUUAUGACAAAAAAGUUUUGGAAGUAAUAACACCAAUCAAAGAUGAGAUUUUGAAAUUCGUUAAUAAUCAAAUAGAAAUGGAUCAUUGUCGAGACGAUUACCGUGAACUUCUGGAAUUAUCAUUAAUAUUUUUGGGUACUACUACCACAAAUAUUACAUUUAAGCAUCCUGGAGCGGUCCAUCAUGCAAGGUGGAUGGCUAAAGCAAUAUAUAGUUUAAAAAUUUUUUAUUCAGAAAUGAAUUUCAUCUUACUAAAUCGGAAAUAGAUGGAUUACGAGAACUUUGUUUAUUUAUCAUAAUAUUCUAUUUAAAAGCUUGGUUCACUGCGCCGUGUGCUAUAACAGCACCUAAUAAUGAUUUAACUUUGAUUAAAGAAUUAAUUUCAUAUGAAAGAUUUAAUAAUAGUCUUUCACAGACAUGCUCACAAAAAUUAGCCGAUCACUUGUGGUAUUUAAACAACGAGCUGUCUGUUUUAUCUCUCUUUGAUAAAAAUGUUUCAGUUGGAACAAAAAAAGAAUAGUUCAUGCUCUUAAAAACUGUAAAGCCAAUGAAACUACAACAAAUCGCUUUAUAAUAGAUAAGAAAAAUUUAGAGUCAUUAUUAAAUAAAGAUCUUAGUCAAUUUAUGUCUAUGAGAUCGAUUAAUAUAUUUGAAUCGUUUGAUUUGUCGUAUGAGUUCAUUGAUGAGGAUGUUACUUUGUGGCCUCAGAAUCCGAAUUUCUUAGAAAACUUGGAGUAUUUCGGGAAACUUCAAGUUGUGAAUGAUGUAGCAGAACGCAGCGUGGCAUUGAGAGAGCAGUAUAAUCGAUGCUUAACGAAAGAUGAAGAACAGCUUCAAUAUUUGUUGCAAGUAGUGACAGAACAUAGAAAACAAUAUCCUAAUUGCAAUAAAAGUAAUUUUAUAAAACUGUAAUAUUUUCAAGUUGAAAAAUUGUUGUAACAAGUUGUAAAUAUAGUUUUUUGUUAUAAAGAAUUA